AUGCCUAGCACUAAGCAUAAUGUGGGACAUGAUUCAAAGGAGGAUGAAGAUUUAGACAUUGAGUCUCUACAAACAAGAAGUGGUUGUAGAACUGGGUUGCUCGUCCCAACAGUGAAGAAGGUUGCGUGGUGGCGCGUGCUUUACGCGAUCGUUCGUGUGAAAAAAAUGUUUGUGUUACUAAAGCGAAACAAAGCUGAGCAUGAUCAAAAUCAAAGUUACGGAAACCAACAGCCACUUCUCACUCAUCAUCAUCCCCUAGCUCCUCCUUACGUCUCUCUCCCCUGCAUUAAUACUCAUGAUGAUGAUGAUGAUGUUAUAAUUCAAGGAUCAAACGGCAUAGAAGUGUUAGAAGUUUCAACUGCAUUACCUAAUGAUCACUAUCAUCAAAUCCAUGUGGAUAUUCAUGAGGAGGCGGAGACAAGUAUUGGUACUACUAGUACUACCACGGCUGCCACUACUGAUGAUGAUGCAAAAAGCCAACAAUUUGCCAACAUCGUUGAGAUAGUGAAUACGAAGGACUUGGAUUCCUUGAACCGAUUCGGAGGUGUCAAAGGAAUCGCUGUUGCUCUCAAUACUAAUUUAGAAGCUGGAAUCUCUGGCGAUGAAAAUGAUCUAAGUUGGCGAAAGGGGCAGAGUAAUUCAGAUCAUGCUAGCACAGGCCAGAGUACAGAGCACGUAAUUGAAGCUCAGCCUUCUUUUGACUUCUUAAGAAUACUCCUAAAAUACUGCAAUGAUGCUGCAAUUGGGUUUCUUAUCAUAGCCGCAUUGUUGUCUAUUGGAUUUGGAAUUAAGAAAGAUGGCACCGAGACUGGUUGGUACGAGGGCUUUUUCAUACUGAUUGGUGUAGUCAUACUCGUAGUUGGGCCUACAUUGCAUGAGCUUUGGCUACUUGCACGUUCUCGGAGGGAGCCAUUAUUGCAUUUGGAGCAGAAUUUGGUCUUUGUUUCAAGAGGGAACACCAAACAGAAAAUUCCCAUUUCCCAGCUAGUCCAAGGUGAUGUCCUUUGGUUGGAAACCGAGAAUCUAGUCCCUGCUGAUGGCUUAUUCAUUGGGGGUGAGUCUCUAGUGGUGCAUGACGGUUUAAAUUCGACCAUUAAUGAACAAUGUCCGUUUCUAUUUCAUGGUUCUACCGUGACUCAUGGAAGUGGACGUAUGCUAGUGACGACUGUGGGAGGAGAAACCAAAUUUAGCAAGCUCGUGAGUUCAGGUGCUGCAACCUCUCAAACCCCGGACAGGAUCACGCGGUUUCCUGCUCAACUUGAGAGGUUGAGUAAGGUGACGCACAUGGCUGGCCUAGUAAUCUCUAUCGUGAUUUUGGUAGUCCCUUUUGUGCGUUUUAUGAUUGAUCAAAAUUUUGAUUCUGACUCUGAUUAUCCAAAGCUCAAGGCUGGGAAUACAGACACGACCAAGACCAAGGAAAUCAUAGAUUUAAUAGAGAGACUUGUCAUGAAGCCAAGAGGAAAUAUGGGUACAAAUUUAGUAACAUUGCUGACUAUAGUAAUGGUGGGACUUAUGGAAGGAAUGUCGUUAGUCAUAACGUUGACUUCCAUUUUAUGGAGAAAGAAGUUGCUGUCUAAAAUAGCUUCAGAUCCAGGACUGUUGGGUUCUGUGAUAAUGGGAUCAGCUACAGUAGUUAUUUGUGAUCCGCUCAACCCAGCUGAUGUUUCUGUGUGCUUUGUUGGUACUGAUAAAGUCGUUAAUCUUGCUGAAUUGCCAACACUCGUUCGUGAAGCUCUUGGUAAUGGUAUCAGCGCACCACUUGUGAAGCACUGGAGUGAUAGUAAGGAAAAUGAGGACCCCCUUCUAAGUUGGGCUAAGUCAAAUUUGGGGGUGAAGCUUGAUACUUUGUGGCAAAGAUUUACAGUAGUAAAGAUCAAGGGGUUAAGCUCAAAUGAGGAAGGAAGUGGAGUUUUGAUGAAGAAGAAUAAGAACACUAGGAUAGAGAAUAUGUCUUUGCACUUUAAAGGCCCUGCAUCAACAAUACUAGGAAUGUGCUCGAGUUACUAUGACAAGAAUGGAAAUGAAAAAAGAUUGAAUGGUAGGGAAAGAGAAUUUUUUGAGAGGUUUAUUGAGGAGAUGAAGUCCCAAGAUCUAAAAACGGUUGCUUUUGCUUGCAAGCAGAUUGAUGCAUCAGUUGAGGAUGAAAAUGCGUUGAUGGGCGAAAAUGGUUUAGUGUUAAUAGCAAUGGUUGGUGUCAAGGAGUACACUUGUUGCGCCAAAACAAAAAAGACACUGAAAGAUUUUAAUGAUGCAAAAGUGAAGUUCAUAUUGGCCUCAAAAGAUGACAAGUUAGAGCUUGAAAGGAUGGCUACUGCUUGCGAAAUUCUUCCUCCGGAUGGGCUGGUGAUUAGUGGUGAAGAUUUUCGAGGCUACAACGAGCAAGAGAAGAAGGAGAAAGCGGAUAAAAUCUAUGUAAUGGGCAAUUCUCUUCCAUCUGACAUAAUACUUCUAAUGGAAAUCUUGAAGAGUAAUGGAGAUGUUGUUAUCAGUCUUGGAAGUAGAAUAGAAGACAUUCCCAUGCAAAGACAAGCUAAUCUUGGUGUUGCAAUGGGGAGAAGGAGCAGCCAAAUGAUUAGAGAGUGUUCUAACAUAGAAGUUUUCGAUGGGAGUUUAAGUUCCUUGCUGACUGUUACAAAGUGCGGAAGAUGUACUUAUCACAACAUUCAAAAGUACAUUCAACUAGAUCUUGUAACCAACAUUGCAGGAACAUUGAUAGCAUCCAUCACCGCAAUGUGGUUGGGAUCAAACUCUAUUACCGGCUUUCAACUGAUCUGGACUAAUUUGGUCACAACUCUAGUAAUUGGGCCAGCUCUACUGAUGGAACUUCCCAAUAAUGAGCUGAUGCAGAAGCCUCCAAUCAGACCAAAUGAGCCUCUCAUUUCAAAAGCCAUGUGUAGAAAUAUAAUCAUCCAGGCAUUAUAUCAGACUACCAUCUUGGUCACAUUUCAAUUCAAAGGGCAUUAUAUACUGUAUUUCUUGAGGAUUCGUAAGCGGAAUCAGCAGCAUGUAAGUAAGUCCAUGAUUUUCAACAGUUUCGUUCUCUGCCAAAUUUUCAAUCAAGUGAAUUCAAGAGAUCUAGAGAGAAUAAACGUGUUGAAGGGAAUUCAUCGAAAUCCUUGGUUUUCAUUGGCUAUGGUGUUCGUAGUGGGACUACAGGCGAGUUUCAUUGAGGUGGCCCAUAAACUAGCUGGGGAUGAGAGAUUGAAUUUGGCUCAAUGGGGUGUCUGUCUGUUUAUAGGAAUUGUUUCGUGCCCAGUUGAUGCAGCUGCAAAAUACACAUGGAAUCUCACCAAGAAGGUACUUCGUAUGUUUCAUGACUCUGCUUCUUCAGACUCUGUUUCUAACCUAGAGUCUCCAUUGAUGAGUACUGAAAAUUCUACCACAGAAUCAUAACAACCAUCCUAAUUAUUUUUAGUGUACUCUUUUGCUAUUUUACUUUUUAUGCAGAAUGUUAGUGAAUAUGUUUAACUGUAUUGGGUUAGUUAUAAGUUAGUUAAUUGCUGACAUCACAUCAGCUACUCUGUCUCUUGUAACAACUUUCAGUUGUAACCAUAUAUCUGUAUUUUAUUCUAAGUAUAUAAAUAAUACUCAGUGAAUCUUAGCAGAUCAGAAA
Molecule: messenger RNA, 3613 nt
Organism: Cannabis sativa
Lineage: Eukaryota; Viridiplantae; Streptophyta; Magnoliopsida; Rosales; Cannabaceae
Product: calcium-transporting ATPase 12, plasma membrane-type
Exons: 3
Coding region: 1-3393 (1130 amino acids)
Cellular component (GO): intracellular membrane-bounded organelle
Molecular function (GO): nucleotide binding; P-type calcium transporter activity
Source: RefSeq, a predicted model, not a curated record